UAUUUUAAACAGUAAAUUACGACAUUUUGAACACUCCCUUAAUAAUUGUAAGUAGUGGCAGAAAAAGCUAUACUGGGUGUCACAUCGGUUUUUGGUCAGAUAAUAAAUUUUUAAAAAAAUAUGGUGCAUAUUAAAUGAAAAAAUCUUGUGUAAAUUCAACUGAUGAUGGAUCUAAAUUUUUUGAAACAUCAGUUAUGACUCCAAUUGCAAUAGCACUUUUAUUCGUUAUAUCUUCAACUGUCGCCCUUCCAGCUAGUAACGAACAAUUAGACAAGGCAACAAUAAACGAUGUAUUAGUCAACGCGGUAUCAGAAGAGAAGAAACAUGAUCAAACUCCUCUACAAGUCCAAUCAGUUGGAGUUGGAGCCCAGCCACCAGCUUCCACCAUCCAAAUAACUGGGCUGUCAACUGGAGCUAGCUCGCCUCAACCAUCUGCUCCUGAAGAAAAUUCUUCCAUCAAACCGCCACGAGUUGGAACCAUGUUUGCUAGGUUCAUUGAUGACAUAUUUCAAAUCCCAAUUACAGUCCUACAAAGUGUAGCUAGACUCAUAACGAAUCCAUUCCAAAGGAAAUCGCCAGAAAUUGUGGCCACCGUUUCGUAGAAGACGAAUAAAAUCUUUAGUUUAUAAGGAAGACCAAGAUUUUUUUUCACCAAUACAGAUUGUGAAGUUCCUUGUUUUUCUAUGAAUAGUUUAUAAUAUUGUGA
This is a messenger RNA of Psylliodes chrysocephalus, 706 nucleotides long. Lineage: Eukaryota; Metazoa; Arthropoda; Insecta; Coleoptera; Chrysomelidae. The record is from the annotation of a GenBank genome assembly.